Messenger RNA from Dermacentor silvarum, 1424 nucleotides. RefSeq names its product lysosomal Pro-X carboxypeptidase-like. The coding region runs from base 4 to 1401 and encodes 465 amino acids. NCBI's taxonomy places the organism in Eukaryota, Metazoa, Arthropoda, Arachnida, Ixodida, Ixodidae. Gene Ontology annotation, biological process: proteolysis. The record is from RefSeq and is a predicted model, not a curated record. Gene Ontology annotation, molecular function: dipeptidyl-peptidase activity; serine-type exopeptidase activity. The transcript has 9 exons.
AAAAUGGCAAACCUGCGGGUGGCCGUGGCAGUGAGGUUGCUGAUCUUCAUAUUAGCUCCGCUCGACGUGGCUGCCUAUGUCAGAGCGCUUCCUUACAAAAUCUACAACUUCACUACUAAGAUUGACCACUUCUCGUACCGCAACAACGCCACGUUCCAGAUGAGGUACAUCAUGGCGGAUAAGUAUUGGGACAAAAUGAACGGGCCAAUCUUCUUCUACCCAGGAAACGAGAUGAGAAUCGAACCAUUAGUGCACAGUACGGGCAUCAUGUGGGAAUGGGCACCGCGAUUCAAGGCUCUUCUGGUGUUCGCCGAGCAUCGCUACCACGGCCUGUCUCUGCCAUUCGGAAAUGACUCGUUUAAGGAUCUGGAGCACAUGGCGUACCUCUCCAGUGAGCAGGCCAUGGCUGACUAUGUCGAUCUGUUGACAUGGCUCAAAGAAAACCUUCCAGGAGCCAAGCACAGCAACGUGGUCGCUUUUGGCGGCUCUUACGGAGGCAUGCUGGCCGCGUGGAUGCGGAUGAAGUAUCCGCACAUCGUCACAGCUGCUCUGGCGAGCAGCGCCCCCUUCAGGAUGUUUCCUGGUCUCGGCUCCUGCGACCGGUUCUACAUAGGCGUGACGCAGGCAUUCGAGAAGUCGUCAUCUCGAUGCAGCAGAUUGGUGUCCGCCACCUGGCCCGUGCUCGACGAGCUCGGAUCAACACCGGAAGGCUGCGAGACGCUGCAGGCGAAGUUUCGCACUUGCCACACCCUGGCACCCAGCAAUUACCCGGAAUUCCGCGACUGGAUCCGAGACACAUACACGAUAUUGGCCAUGAUCAACUACCCGUUCGCCGUAACGUUCCUCGGACCCAUUCCGGCCCACCCUGUCAAGGCAACUUGCAAUAUCUUGCGUAGCGGGGCCAAAACUAAAGAAAGCAUGGUGGAUGCAGUCGCCAAAGUGAUGAACAUGGUGUACAACGGCACCGGAAAAAGCCCGUGCAGCGACGUUUACCGCACGGAAAAUAUGCACGCCUACCGGUUCCAGGAGUGUACCGAGCUUAUCCAUCCGACGUGUAGUGACGGCGUCAAGGACAUGUUCUAUCCUCAAGAGUGGGAUCCCGAGAAAUUCGCCGAAAGGUGCCGAAAAAGGUUCGGCGUUACGCCUGAUUUCGACGGGAUGAGCAAGAAGUACCCGCUCCCAGACCUCAAGAUGAUGUACGAGAUUUUCUUCAGUGACGGCGACAUGGAUCCAUGGGCUGUGCACAGUUUGACGGAAGUUCCCAAACGGUGGUACCAGCUGAUUAAAGGUGCCGCGCACCAUGUGGACCUACAGUUCUCGCGCCACGACGAUCCGGACUCGUACCGAAAUGCCAGGGGGAAAGCCAGGUGGAUCAUUGGCAUGUGGAUAGGGCGUAUAUGACUGCACUAGAUUUUAGCACGCUA